CCAGGAAUAAAAUUAUUUAUAUUAUAUACAUACAAUGUAAUGUAUACAUAUGUAAUAUAGAUACAUACGGACACACCAACUUGACUGAUUGUGAAACAACAAUAAGUUAAUAUACGCUUCUACAUUUGUAUGCAGAAGCUGGCCUUGUGAGUCUAGCGAGAACGAUACGCGGGGAUGCCCCACGUUCAAGAAAAAAAAAACUUCGCAAAAACCACAUUCAUUUACCGCACAGCAAAAAGCCGCUAGCAGGCAUCGGUUUCUGAUUACAGAUAUAGAGAGAAACAAUGCAAAUUGCGAGACUUCUGUGUGCCGUUAUUGGGAUAGCGGUUUUCUAUGAACUGAUAUACGAGAUCUCGGCAGCUGAUGAAUUUUCCUAUGUAGGUGCAGUGGCGGAAUAUCAUCCGGUCCUCACUGGAGAUAAUGGAACAGAGAUCGCGAACGAGAAUGCUAAGAAUUUCAUUACGAUGAUGGCGAAGGCUGCGGAGCACAACGCAGACAUCAUCGUUUUUCCAGAAAAUGGAUUGACGGUGGGUUUUACUUAUUCCAAAGAGAACAGAACGAUGUAUCCUUCUUUCAGUACCUUCUUGCCCGAUGACAACGCUCACGUACCCUGUAAAAACUCCGAAACCGUCGUCAUCGAGGCUCUGCAGUCGCUAUCAUGCGCAGCUCAAAACUACUCGAUGUACGUGGUGAUUAAUCUUAUGGAAAUGAAAAAAUGUAACGCCUCCGAAACCGAAUCUCAUGGUUGUCCGAGCGACGGCUUAUUCUUCUACAACACAAACGUGGUGCUUGAUCGAAACGGCACAAUUAUAUCUCGGUACAGAAAGUUCAAUCUCUUCGCGGAGCCUGGUGUCGACGUAACUUCAACGGCCGACGUCGCUUCUUUCACGACGGACUUCGAUGUCACCUUUGGCCACUUCAUCUGCUUCGACAUCCUUUUCAAAGAACCAGCUCUGACAUUGGUCAAGGACUACAACAUCACUGACAUUGUUUACCCAACGCAUUGGUUUUCCGAAAUGCCCUACCUGACCACCCUGCAGGUACAGGCCUCCUGGUCCUACGCAAACGACGUUAACUUCUUAGCGUCGAGUUUCAACAAUCCGUCAAGUGGUAGCGGAGGUAGCGGUAUAUACGCCGGGAAAGAUGGACAUCUGAUAACGUACUGGCCGGAAUACUCAUCGAAUGCACUUCUGGUAGCAACCGUACCGAAACUUAUCAACGGGGAACGAAACGUAUCGUUGGUCUCAUCGACUUCGGCACUCUAUUACGCGUUUAACGACUCAGAAAUUUCAACUCUCGUCGGACUCGAGGUGAUUCCUCAGCGGCUUUUCGCCCAGGAAAACCUCACUCUCUUCACCACCAGCGAAUUAGAUUUCGUUAACGGUACGACAGAGAUAUCCAAGGAAGUCUGUAAUCGAGAAUUCUGCUGCUCGUUCCACGUUAACAGCAAUUUCGCCAACGAAAGCGUCACGGAGACCUCCAAAUACUACAAAUAUCGCAUCGCCGUUUUCAAUGGGAUCAGACUGUAUCCCGGUAUCGGUACCGGUGGAAUUCAGGUCUGCAGCAUCAUAUCUUGCACCGAUGCUACCCUCGAAAGCUGCGGCACUAGGUUCGCCGUAACUGACGAUGUAGUAACAGCCACAGUCUUCCACAGCAUUGUGAUAUCCGGAAAUUUUUCUACCGAUGCUGACAUGGCGCAAAUGCCAAGUUCGUUGACAACGGACAUUCUGCCUCUCAACCCCAGCGAUUUUUCGUACUCGGCAGUUGAUUACGAAAACUCAAUCGAUCGGAGUAUCGUCUACAACUUGACUUCGGGUACAAGAAACCUGCUCAACUUCGCGAUAUUCGGGAGGAAUUUUUCUGGCGAUUGGAAAGAAGCUACGAUCGCUGAAAUAUCCACGGAAGCACCAACGGGGUCAUGGUCUACAGUGGCUCGUGUACCGAAUCUUGCGAUUGUAAUCGCUAAUAUUUUUUUGGUGGCAAUCAGGCCAUAAUCAAUGAUGGGUAAAUAAUAAUUCAAAGUAACAUCAA
Athalia rosae (coleseed sawfly) is the source of this 2031-nucleotide messenger RNA. Its product is annotated as vanin-like protein 2. The record is from RefSeq and is a predicted model, not a curated record. The transcript is spliced from 5 exons. Gene Ontology annotation, molecular function: hydrolase activity, acting on carbon-nitrogen (but not peptide) bonds, in linear amides. Bases 285 to 1994 code for a protein of 569 amino acids. Lineage: Eukaryota; Metazoa; Arthropoda; Insecta; Hymenoptera; Athaliidae.